GCCACGACCUUGAUCUGCUCGCCGUCGGCCGCACCCGUGUACGAGUCGGAGGCCAGCGAGACCCAGCGGAUGUCGUUGGGGAUGCAGUCCGCCGUGGUCAGCACGUGCGAGGCGCUGAUGAGCGCGCCGGCGCAGAAGUUGGAGCCGUCCUUGAUGGAGCGAACGCCGGCGACAUACGACUUGCCAGCCUGGAUCUCCGUGACCGGGACGUCGGCGAGGUCACUGGUGAGACUGGAUAAAGUCGACUGAGCGGUGACGGAGCACGAGGCCAGCGCGGCGAAGGCGGCACCAAUCGCAGACGUGAACUUCAUUUUGAUGGAGCAGCGCGGCGGCAGCGACGGGAACCCUGCAAAAGCCCAAAUGGCUGAGGACGGUGCAUUGCAGCAUCUGCAUCACGGGCGAGCUGUGCAGACGGAGAUCCCUGCUCACAAGUCUCAGCGCUCCAUCACCUUGCUAAGUUCGCAUCAAUGCCCAUUGCUAUAUUUGAGAGUGCGGUGGCCGUAUAUCUUGUAGCAACAGCGUAUUGGUUCUCCGAUCGACUCACCUGUCAAGGUGCAGGCAGAGACGUUAGCAAUACUUAGUAUUCGUAUGCAGUACAACGAGAUGGGACGCAUUCGUGCUGGCCGAAUGCAAUGUGCUUUUGAGCUCAGCACGGUCCACAAUAUUCCAAAUCUUGCACUACAAUACGGGCAUAUUAAUCACGAGUUAGUCUAGAAAGAGAGACAGACCGGAUUAAGUGGUCCAUGCUGUUGCUGAGAGACUAGUGCAGCUCGUACCUGCCGGGCUCGACUGCCUGCAGAACUGCAGACCGAAACAACUUCGACGAGAACGCCGAACAUUUGAUGAAACUUCACAUUUGGCGCUAAGUUCGGCUGCUCCGAAUAUCCCGUUCAUAGCUGUGCGGACACCAAAAUGGGAUCUGCCAAAUCCGAGCAAAGUUUCCGCGGUGUUGAAGAGACCCCGAAGGCUCCGACUCAAACUUUGAGUCAAAGUGGGUGAACCAAGCAGCAAACUGAUUGACUUGGGUUGCAUUUGUAUUUUCUUGUCACCCAGCUGACACUCCGGCUCCUGCGCCUACCGAGACGGCCUCGGUCGAGGUCUCGACUCGAGACCUCCCCGACAUAUCUGUCAGUUGGUGGUCUGAUAGAACUUGUCGUUAAUUGUCUCGAAUCUGCGACUAACAAACCGCAGGUGAAGAAGGAGAGACCCGCGUAAUGGCGGCUGAUGUUGUAACGGCGAUGCAGCACACAAAUGUACCUGUACCCAGGUCACCUGGCAGUUGUGCUUCCUCAGAAGGCAUUCACUCCGAAGCUCGGGACAGAGCUGCUUUGGUGCACGUCACGCGAAAUGCCUGUUCCUCAAACAUAUUGUUCCUGUUGAAAUUAUUACCUUCGCCGAAAAAAGUGCUUCCAAAUCGUAGUGCUUAAGUUCGCACAUUUUCACGUUACCGUGCAGGUUUGACAAUUGGGACGCAUGCUUGAGCUGCAUCGAGUUGGCCGCGGGGCCGAAACCAGUGCCUGCAUUGAAAAACCUCCUUACAUACCGAGAUGCAGUUUCAAUGAACUUGCAACAUUCCGAUUUUAAUCUAAAAAUUAGCAGAUUAACUUGAGCACAUCUCAAUGAACCGCACAGCGGGCUUGUCCCUGGAGCAGCAAAGCGUCCCAGGCGCGGCAUCAGAUGGCUUGCAUUGCAGCGACUGAACAUCACUUUGGAUUUCUUUGACCGCAGCCCACCGCGCUACCGAACCAGCCGUCGAGAUGAAGUUCACCGCCGCUAUCGUUGCUGCGUUCGCCACGCUGGCCGCCACCGCGAACGCCUCCAGUGAGGUGGUCGAGCGCAAGCUCAUCCUUGGCGGAACCACCGUGCCCAAGGGCAGGAAGACCUACUACGCCGGCAUGCGCCACACGGCCGAGGGCAAGAACUUCUGCGGCGGCACGCUCAUCAGCCCCACCCACGUGCUCACGGCCUCGCACUGCAUCUCGUACGACAUUCGCUGGGUCUCGAUCGGCUCGCACUACAACAACGGCACUGACGACGGCGAGCAGAUCAAGGUCGUGGCGGUCAUGAACCACCCCAACUUCACCGAGUCGCUCAAGUUCUCCAACGACUUCGCCAUCCUCGAGCUCGAGGUGCCGUCCACGAUCACGCCAGCGAAGCUGGCCAAGGCGGACGGCUCAGACUUCAAGGCCGGCGCGACGGUGACUACCGUGGGAACUGGUCGCCUGUCGGAGGGCUCCACGGCCCUGGCCGGCCACAAGCUGCAGCGCGUGGACUCGACCCUCAUCACCAACGAGGAGUGCGCGACGAACGGACAGAUCUCCGUGGACGACUCCAUGAUCUGCGUCGGUGGCCAGAUCAGCAAGGGCUACUGCGACGGUGACUCCGGGGGCCCGGCCUUCAUCGAGUACUUGGACGACGAUGCCGACGACGUGGUGGUUGGUGUGGUUAGCUGGCGCAACUGGCGCGACGGCGAAGUGUGCGGCCGUGGCAAGAGCGUCCCCAUGGUCUACUCCAGCGUGGCAUACGCGCGCUACUGGAUCGACCCCAUCCGCAAGUCCUCGUGCUUCGACUAGGUUAGAGAUAGCGCAGCCCACGGUUGAGCACACCAAAAAGUCACGGCGAUGCAACAGGUCUGGGCGCGAUAAUACAAUUUGUUUGUCAUUACUCAAAGUGGUUUUCUUGAGCCCUGGCUGCGUGUGUGGAAUUUGUCGGGCACUUCGAGUUUAUAAUUUGUUUGGGCAUUGUGAACUACGCAAGAAUAUCAUAGGCUGCAAAAGCUCGCGGCCUGCGACGACCGCCAGACGACGUGAUCUCACUCUUCUAAUGUACCUCUCGCCAGUCGCACGCAUCGGCAUGCACGAUAGCAAUUGCAGUAGACGACCCCUGUGCCUUUAGGCUCGUGGGCAAGUCCGCAGCGGCGUCU
This is a messenger RNA of Phytophthora sojae, 2923 nucleotides long. Its product is annotated as serine protease trypsin-like protein. Lineage: Eukaryota; Oomycota; Peronosporomycetes; Peronosporales; Peronosporaceae. The record is from RefSeq and is a predicted model, not a curated record. Bases 1758 to 2573 code for a protein of 271 amino acids. The transcript has a single exon. Gene Ontology annotation, biological process: proteolysis. Gene Ontology annotation, molecular function: serine-type endopeptidase activity.